AUGAUCUUGCAGGAUUUCACCUCCCCGGAACUCAGCCACUUGCCUGUAAAUUUGUAUCAUUGCAGGUGGCCAGUGACCAGUGUGACCGGUGGCUUUCAUACUGGACACAUUCACUCCUUGGCUUCAGCCACCCAGACAUCCACUAGGAUCAUCUCUUCAUCCCUUGAAUCUACAGUUGAUGUUUCUUCUUCUCUGACCAUGUCAGAACAUUUCCAAAAUACCUCUUUACUUGGAACUGCAAAUUCUCUGCAGCUCUCUCUUCCUGUGGUGAGCAAUGCGGCUUCCCUAACAGGAAGCAUUUCCAACUUCCCCCGAGCCUCUGCUCCAGCUGUUAGCUCAGCAUGGCUACUGCCAUCAGCCUCUGGCACCUCUUUCCAGCCACUCACGGGCAGUGCCUACCUUUACCAACAUUCUACCACAUCUAUGUUGUCUGGGGUUAGUGGCCAGAGCCAUAGCUCUACUUCAGCUGCCUCUUACCCAGGCAUUUUUGAGUUGGACAUUACAGGAAGCACAGCAAAGAAGUCAUUCUCACUCAGGGACUUCACUGUGACUAUCAUUGACCAGAACACAACUGUCUCUUCCAUGUCUAUGACAGCCCAGCAUGAUAAAACUUCAGAUGCCAAUAUUAUAGUCCCUCUGUAUCCAACACAAUCUCAAAUUCCAAAUCAGCAGGGCCAUAGCCUGUCACUUUUCUACCAGAAAGGAAGCCAGGUUCACUACUAUAAUCCAGGCAGACUGGGGCCUCAACUAUCUGGAGAACUUGGCCCCUGGCUGCAAUCCUAUGGCUCUGCAUCAUAUACAGGAAAUAGGGCCUCUGCCCAUCAACCACAAAUGGUGAUGCUGCUAAAGGAGGUUCAGCCCACAAAAGUUCUACCACCAGUCUCCACUUCCGGGAUGCAUUACUCUGUGUCUGCUCAACCCAGCACAGUAACCAGUUUUGAAGUGAUGGAAACUUCCCUGGGGAUGGAUACUUCCCUGGGAUUGCAAUCUGCAAGCCAGACAUUGUGUCUGGCACAAACUCCAAGAUUCACCAAGUCCUCCAGUAGCAGAAAUACCAAGAUAUGUGAGAGUAAUCCAUCACCUGAGCUUGGGGACAUCUCAAUGAUAAUUCCAGUCCAGAGUCCAACCAGUCUCUUGUCUCCAGCUCCAAGCCAGGACAAAACCGAGAAUAAGGAUUUGGAUGAGAUUAAAACCAAGAUUUCAAACCCUCUAGAUGCCUACCAGUUCCCAGUAGAAAAUCAAGAUCCUCCACUUCUUCCUCUAGAAAUCCCUGAUAUUCACCAGCUCCUGACCUGCAUUGAUCCUCUUGGCCAAGAGGAGCAGCCUGGUUCCGAAAAUGCCAAUCUGGGAAAGAACAGCCUGAGUCUUGAGGGCCAAGGGAUACUUGAAAAUGGGUUUGAGUCUAGCAGUGAUCUUGCAGAUGUCACUACAUUGGUGGAGGAUACUCACCUCCCCUCGAUCAUCAGUUCCUUCCAAGAUCUUGACCAACCCAAAAGUCCCUACAUCUUCAGUUCCAUACAAGAUCUUGACCAACCCAAAAGUCCCUCCGCAAAGAAAGCCAAAGAUCCCAGCACCAUCAAGGUAAAUCAGGUGCAGGAAAAGCCAAGUGUCAUAAAGGGCCACUCUGGUCAAGUCAGGAAGAACAAGCAUAAAGCUGCCGAGCCUAUCCAGGGUGCUCCCAAGGCCAAAAUCCAGCCAAAGAACCCAGAGAGCCUAUUAGAGGGAGAAGUGGCUGUUUGCAGGGCUACCGCCAGUGACAGCGCUUCUGUUAGCAAGGGCAAGCGUUCUAGCAACAAACAUCACAAAGCCGCAUCCAGCAGAGGCAGCACAACUAAAAGGCAUGGGCAGGAGAAGACCAAAAGGAGCAGAGAGAACAGCUCCAAGAAAUCUGGAGACAGUAAGAAGUCAGGGACCAAAGUCAACGUAGAAGAGAAGCAAGCCAUUCCAAAUAGGAAGCGGAAGAAAAAUCAACCUGAGCUUAGCCAAGAGACCUUCAAAAAGCCACGAAGCUCCCUAGGCAUGCACAUGCCAGAGUCCGUGCAAGUUUUCCAUGCACUGGGGAAAAAGACUGACAAGAAAACUGGAUUAUCUUCCUCCUGGACUCUGGGGAGCUCAAGCAACACCCAGAACCCCCGGCCAUUCUCAGCUCUCAAACUAUUGCUGGAUACCCAACAUGAGGGGAAAGGCCUGGACAAAACUCAAGUCAAGGCCGAGAAACUAGAUGAUAAUGCUGAAAAACAGUGUCCAUCUCCAUCCCAGUAUGAGUUGCCACCACCUGGGAAGGUCAAGUUGGUACCGUUGCCCUUUCUGAUCCCAGACAAACCUCAAGCUCGACCUGUUUCUCGGCGGCCACACCCUCCGGCCACACGUAGGCCUGCGGUGGCUUGCCCUGCUCCACCUGGUUCUACUAACUCAGCUCAGUCAACUGCUGUCAGUCCCUCCCAACCAGCUCCUACCAACACAUCUUUGACAGGUCCGGCCAGACCAGCUCAGCCAAUUUCGACCAAUGCAACCAAACCCGGUUCAGCCAAUCCUAACCAGCCUCCUACUGCCUCUCAUUCUGCUGCUUCUAGGCCAGCACCCUACAAAACAUCACCUUGCUCUUCUCUCCAGCGGGAGCCUGUUUCCACUGCUGUGACCAAUCUCCAGUCACUGCCCAAGCCUCAAAAUCAGUUUCUAAUCCAAGACUUCAGCUUACAACCCAGGCCGUGGAGGACACCUGACAUUUCUGGGCCAGUAGUGUCAACGCCCAUCACAAAAGAGCAGAGGCCAGAAUGUGAGGCCAUGAAAAGGAAGGCUCAGCAAGAGCGUGAGAAUGCUGCCAAAUACACCUCUUUGGGAAAACCACAGUUCUUCACCUAACAGGAAAAAGAUACGGCAAUUUCUCAAUACUAUGGCUACAGAAUCUAAGAGCUGCUGAGACUGUUGGCUUUACUUUGGAAACCAGCUGGUUUUCCAGAUAUAUAGAUAGAUAACAAUUUAUUUAUUCUCAUAACAUACUUUUAAAACUUGAUAAAGAAGUGUAAUAGAAUUAAUAGAUGAGUAAUAAAGAGGCUUCUGAGCUUUGAGAUGC
Molecule: messenger RNA, 3073 nt
Organism: Callithrix jacchus (white-tufted-ear marmoset)
Lineage: Eukaryota; Metazoa; Chordata; Mammalia; Primates; Cebidae
Source: RefSeq, a predicted model, not a curated record